Messenger RNA from Nylanderia fulva, 1532 nucleotides. RefSeq lists its product as uncharacterized. Lineage: Eukaryota; Metazoa; Arthropoda; Insecta; Hymenoptera; Formicidae. The record is from RefSeq and is a predicted model, not a curated record.
UCUUAGUAGGAUUUCCGAAAGCAUUCAAGACUGGUCGCAUCUUUGACAGUUCUCGCCAGUGUUUAUGAGUUAAUAAUACAUAAAUGAUAUGAAUUGGACAAAAAUAGAAGUCUCUCUCUCUCUCUCUCUCUCUCUCUCUCUCUAAUUAUCUUCCAUUGACUAUUUUAAAUAAUCGGUAUCUUCUUGAAUGUGAUCUUUAAACGAUGACAAUUUACUUAUACGCUCGAGAUAUGUUUGUUACAUGUCAGUCUGAUUAUUCUGUGUGACAACAACGAGUAUUAUGUCAAUAUAACUUUGUUCCUUUUGUUUAUGUGUCGUUACAUCUGACAUAGCAAAAUGAGUUCCAGUGCUAUUACUGCAAGAGCAGAGCAAUACUUUUACAGUAUUAAUCCUAUAGCUCAGAGGAUUGGCGAAGAUAUAAUUGCGACAAAGGAAGCUUACGAGGGAUUAUGGAAUACUUUAAGCACAGCAGACCGCAAUCAGGCUAUCAAUGAAACUAUAAUUCAGCCUGAGGUAGCUUUAAAGUAUACCUUGAAGAAAGUUGAGUUGACCAAAGAAUUACCAGAGUGGUAUCCAAAACUGCGCAUACAGACUGGAAUGAAAUAUGUUAUAGAUGAAACUGGUUCUACAUUACGAUGGAGAGAUGAGCACUCUGCGCCAUUUUCAUUUAUGACUCAAUCACAGAUGAAUCUUAGUAUUAUAGAUUCUAAUGAAGAUGUGAUAAAUAAAUCAAUGAGAACCCAGUUUGGAGAAUCACCACAUUUUUCCAGUCCUGUCAAGACACAAAGGGGCAAUCCUUGUUCAUUGAACGACAGUUACAACUCUGCACAUCAAAUCAGCUGUUAUCAGUCAGAUUGCUUUACCAGCAGCUUAUUCGAAAAUGAUCAAUGUAGCGACUUAUUGACAAACAGAAUUGAUAGCGAACAUUCAGAUAGUUUAUUCGCUAAAUUGAUCAAUAAGACUUCUUUGUUGAAAUUACAAAGCAAUGUCGAAGAUGAUAUGGAGAGUUUGGUAAGAGAGAGAGAUUCUGAUACAGAUAAAAGUCAAUCGAACACUGUAGUGAUAUCGCUAACAAAGUCAAGCGAUAUAAACGAGUCAACAGCUCUAUUAGAGACACCUAGUUCCUACAGCAGUUUUCAGUCAUCGCAAUUAAAUCAAGAUGAGGAAGAGAGAAGUAUACCAAAGACUGGAUUUGAGUUUCUUGAUAAUUGGUAAAUUUAUUCCAUUUAAAGAGUAACUCAAUUUCCUCUGCAUGCGCUUUUAUUACAUACAAGAUAUUUCCAUAAUAUUCUAGGAAUAUGUACUAAAUAUAUAUAUAUAAUGAAAAUAAUCAAAUCACAUACAUUGCUCAAAUAUUUGUAUAUAUAUACAAAUAUUUAAGCAAUGUAUGUGAUUUGAUUAUUUUCAUUGCUGUGUGUCGUAUAAAAACAUUUAUAUAAAUGUAUGUGUAAAAGUCAGAGUAUAUUUAUGUAGGAGAAGAUAGAAUAUUUUUUACAGUGAGCGAGACUUUUUAACAAGAUUUUUUUUAUAUG